AAAAUGAAUACGCUACACUUCUUUCCAAAAUGUUCUCUUUUUGCUGUCACAGAACCAAAGUACAAGCAUAGAAAGGCAUGGAAAUGAAAUGUACCCUUUUGGAGAAUAUACGCCCUAUAGAGGGAGUUCAGGAAGACGUCUAGCAGGUGCUGCCAACACUGAUGAGAGAUCUUAUAUGCAAAGAUUGUGAGUGUUUGAAUAGACCACAUCAUGCGUGAGUACAAGCUAGUGGUCCUUGGCUCAGGUGGCGUGGGGAAGUCUCACUUGACUGUACAGUUUGUUCAGGGAAUUUUUGUUGAAAAAUAUGACCCUACAAUAGAAGACUCCUACAGAAAGCAAGUGGAAGUAGACUGUCAACAAUGUAUGCUUGAAAUCCUUGAUACAGCAGGGACGGAGCAAUUUACAGCAAUGAGGGAUCUCUAUAUGAAGAAUGGUCAGGGAUUUGCACUAGUAUAUUCUAUUACAGCACAGUCCACGUUCAAUGACUUACAAGACCUGAGGGAACAGAUCUUACGGGUCAAGGACACUGAAGAUGUUCCCAUGAUUCUGGUUGGCAAUAAAUGUGAUCUGGAAGAUGAGCGUGUGGUUGGCAAAGAACAAGGACAGAACUUAGCAAGACAGUGGUGUAACUGUGCCUUUCUAGAGUCAUCUGCAAAGUCUAAAAUCAAUGUUAAUGAGAUCUUUUAUGAUCUCGUCAGACAGAUAAAUAGAAAAACACCAGUGGAAAAGAAGAAGCCUAAAAAGAAAUCAUGCCUGCUGCUCUAGACCCACAAUAAGCAGCAGCUCUGAGCCAGGAUUAAAGGAAUGAAGAACUGUUGCCUAAUUUGGAAAGUGCCAGCAUUCCAGAACUUCAAAUAACUCCACCAUGAAUUAGCAACAUAUCUGAAGAGGCUUCUGUUUUUAUAUAUUAUGUGAAGAAUUUAGAUCUUAUAAUGGUUUGCACAAAGAUCCCUGGGGGGGAACCCUGAAAAUAAAAUUGCUCUGUGUAUAUCUCUUGAAAAUUAAAGACAAUAGUACUUCUCCUC
Pogona vitticeps (central bearded dragon) is the source of this 1025-nucleotide messenger RNA. It is a transcript of the gene RAP1A, whose product is annotated as RAP1A, member of RAS oncogene family. Gene Ontology annotation, biological process: Rap protein signal transduction. The record is from RefSeq and is a predicted model, not a curated record. Gene Ontology annotation, cellular component: membrane. NCBI's taxonomy places the organism in Eukaryota, Metazoa, Chordata, Lepidosauria, Squamata, Agamidae. Gene Ontology annotation, molecular function: GTPase activity; GTP binding.